GUGCGUAACAACACCAUCGACGUACAACGCUUUUAUCUAUAUAACAUCGUAUAUUAUAUACUCGUCGCGUACAAAGCUUCACUGGCCGCCUUGUUCGUGUGCCGGCCAGAAGCAGUCCGUCCGCCGACGACGCUAGAAAGAAAAAGUGAUAGGAUAGUUAUUAUAUAUUAGUUCGAAGGCGAAGAAGUUAAAAAAAAAAAAAAAAAGUCAGCGACGACGGCACCUUCGAGUGUGCGCGACAUCAUCAUCAUCGACACUCUCUCCUCUCUCUUCUAUACCGAAGAAAAAAGAAAAAAACGGCGCGCACAACGAACAGCGAUCCGAAGUGAUUCGGAUUCAUCAUCAUCUCUUCAUCAUCAAGUUUUGGAUUAUUUUUUUUUUUUUUUUUUGAAUAGUGACGACGACGACUUAUAUAUUAAAGCGAUUUAAUAUAUAAAACGACAAUUUGCUUAUAAACGAAAGGCAUAUUUUAUAAAGUUGGUGCGUCUUUGCUCGUGAAGGCUCAUCACCCCGACACACAGAAAAAAAAACUACUGCAUCCGCGCGGAUUACAUCGGUCGCGGAGUGUUAAAAUUAUUAAAAAUUUAUUUCGAUUCGUCUUUGAGUGAAUAAGCCAGAAAAAUGCCGGCUCCCCAGAAGCAGGACGAGGAUGCGGAUCCAACUCCGUACUUGUACGUCUCCUUGGAGCAGAAGAGAAUCGAUCAGACCAAGCCCUACGAUGCCAAGAAGGCUUGCUGGAUCCCCGACGAGAAGGAGGGCUAUCUCCUUGGUGAAAUCAAGGCGACCAAGGGAGACAUCGUCUCCGUCGGCCUGCCCGGUGGCGAGAGAAGGGAGGUACGCAAGGACAAGCUCCUGCAGGUCAAUCCGCCGAAAUUCGAAAAGUCCGAAGAUCUCGCCGAUCUGACCUUCCUCAAUGAGGCCUGCGUCUUGCACAAUCUCAAGCAGCGCUACUACGCCAAACUCAUUUACACUUAUUCCGGUCUUUUCUGCGUGGCCAUCAAUCCUUACAAGAGAUACCCCGUCUACACCCAGCGUUGCGCCAAGCUCUACCGUGGUAAGAGGCGUACCGAGGUGCCACCCCACAUUUUCGCCAUCUCUGACGGCGCCUACGUCAACAUGUUGACCAACAGCGAAAAUCAGUCUAUGUUGAUUACCGGAGAGUCUGGUGCCGGAAAGACUGAGAACACGAAGAAGGUAAUUGCGUACUUCGCCACCGUCGGUGCCUCCACCAAGAAGGACACCUCCGGCUCCGAGAAGAAGGGAUCCCUGGAAGAUCAGGUCGUACAGACCAAUCCCGUACUCGAGGCCUUCGGUAACGCCAAGACCGUGCGUAACGAUAACUCCUCCCGUUUCGGUAAAUUCAUCCGUAUUCACUUCGGCCCAUCUGGAAAACUGGCCGGUGCUGAUAUCGAGACCUACCUGCUGGAGAAGGCCCGUGUCAUCUCUCAACAAUCGCUCGAGAGAUCUUACCAUAUCUUCUACCAGAUGAUGUCUGGAGCCGUCAAGGGUCUUAAGGAGAUGUGCUUGCUCUCGAACAAUAUUUCCGAUUACUACUUCGUCUCGCAAGGAAAGACGUCCAUUCCCGGAGUCGACGACGGCGAGGAAUGCGAACUGACUGAUAAAGCCUUCGACGUCUUGGGUUUCACCCAGGAGGAGAAGGACGACAUCUACAAGAUCACCGCCGCUGUCAUGCACAUGGGUGGCAUGAAGUUCAAGCAACGUGGUCGCGAAGAGCAGGCUGAGGCCGACGGUACAGAGGAGGGUGAGCGCGUAGCCAAGCUUCUCGGUAUCGACUGCCAAGACAUGUACAAGAACUUGCUGAAACCAAGAAUCAAGGUCGGUAACGAGUUCGUCACCCAGGGUCGUAACAAGGACCAGGUGUCCUACUCCGUCGGUGCCAUGUCCAAGGCCAUGUUCGACAGGAUAUUCAAGUGGCUGGUCAAGAAGUGUAACGAGACCCUAGACACCAAGCAGAAGCGUCAGCACUUCAUCGGUGUACUGGAUAUCGCCGGUUUUGAGAUCUUCGACUAUAACGGGUUCGAACAGCUUUGUAUCAAUUUCACCAACGAGAAAUUGCAACAAUUCUUCAAUCAUCACAUGUUCGUGCUCGAGCAAGAGGAGUAUCAGCGCGAGGGCAUCCAUUGGGAGUUCAUUGAUUUCGGCAUGGAUCUGUUGGCUUGUAUCGAGCUCAUCGAGAAGCCCAUGGGUAUCUUGUCGAUUCUUGAGGAAGAGUCUAUGUUCCCGAAAGCCACGGACAAGACCUUUGAGGACAAACUUAACAGCAACCACUUGGGCAAGAGUCCCAACUUCUUGAAGCCCAAGCCACCCAAGCCAGGUCAAGUGGCUGCCCACUUCGCCAUUGGCCAUUAUGCCGGUAACGUACCUUACAACAUCACCGGCUGGCUGGAAAAGAACAAGGACCCGUUGAACGACACCGUGGUCGACCAGUUCAAGAAGUCCAGCAACAAGCUGCUCGUCGAGAUCUUCGCCGACCAUCCCGGCCAGUCCGGCGGCGGCGGCAAGGACGCCGGUGGCGGCCGUGGUAAGAAGGGCGGUGGCUUCUCCACCGUAUCCUCGUCCUACAAGGAGCAGCUGAACAAUCUGAUGACCACUCUGAGGGCCACCCAGCCUCACUUCGUCCGUUGCAUCAUUCCCAACGAGAUGAAACAGGCCGGCGUGAUCGACUCGCAUCUGGUCAUGCAUCAGCUCACCUGUAACGGUGUGCUCGAGGGCAUCCGUAUUUGCCGCAAAGGAUUCCCCAACAGGAUGAACUAUCCCGAUUUCAAGCUACGGUACAAAAUCAUUGCACCAGCCGCAUGCGAGAAGGCCGGCGGCGAUCCAAAGAAAUGCGCCGAGGCAAUUCUGGACGGCUCCGGAUUAGAUCCCGAUCAGUUCCGUCUUGGACACACCAAGGUAUUCUUCCGCGCCGGAGUGCUCGGUCAGAUGGAGGAGUUCCGUGACGAGCGUCUGUCCAAGAUCAUGUCCUGGAUGCAGGCCUACGCCCGCGGUUAUCUGGCCAGGAAGGACUUCAAGGCGCUGCAGGAGCAGCGUCUUGCCCUCCAGGUCGUCCAGAGGAAUCUGCGCAGAUACCUCAAGCUGCGCACCUGGCCCUGGUGGAAAUUGUGGCAGAAGGUCAGGCCACUCCUCAACGCCACUCGCAUUGAAGACGAGCUUAUUGCUAUGGAGGAGAAGGCGAGAAAGUACCAGGAGGCCUUCGAGCGCGAGGAGAAGAUGCGCAUCGAAUUGGAGGAGCUCAACACCAAACUCCUGGAAGAGAAGACCCAUCUGCUCAAGGGUCUCGACAGCGAGAAGGGAGCCCUCGCCGAGUACCAAGAGAAGGCGCUCAAGCUCGGUGCUCAGAAGGCCGAUCUCGAAUCUCAACUCGCUGACAUCACCGACCGCUUCCAACAAGAAGAGGAGGCUCGCAACAGUCUCUUCCAGACCAAGAAGAAGCUCGAACAAGAGAUCUCUGGCCUGAAAAAAGACUUGGAAGAUCUGGAGCUCACCAUCCAGAAGUCCGAGCAGGACAAAGCCACCAAGGACCACCAGAUUCGCAAUCUCAACGACGAGAUCGCCCACCAGGACGAGCUCAUCAACAAGCUGAACAAGGAGAAGAAGAACCAGGGCGAGAUCAAUCAGAAGACAGCCGAGGAGCUGCAGGCGGCCGAGGACAAGGUCAACCACUUGAACAAGGUCAAGUUGAAGCUCGAGCAGACCCUCGACGAGCUCGAAGACACACUCGAGCGCGAAAAGAAAGCACGCGCUGACGUCGAGAAAGCCAAGAGGAAGGUCGAGGGCGACUUGAAGCUCACCCAGGAGGCCGUGGCCGACUUGGAGCGCAACAAGAAGGAGCUCGAACAGACCAUCCAGCGCAAGGACAAGGAGCUGUCCUCGCUGACGGCCAAGCUCGAGGACGAGCAGGCGCUCGUCGGCAAGCAACAGAAGCAGGUCAAGGAGCUCCAGGCCCGCAUCGAGGAGCUCGAGGAGGAGGUCGAGGCCGAGCGUCAAGCCCGCGCCAAGGCUGAGAAACAACGCUCAGAUCUCGCACGCGAGCUCGAGGAGUUGGGCGAGCGUCUUGAAGAGGCCGGUGGUGCUACUUCGGCACAGAUCGAGCUCAACAAGAAGCGCGAGGCCGAGCUGAGCAAGCUCAGGAGGGACCUCGAGGAGGCCAACAUCCAGCACGAGUCGGCACUGGCCAUUCUCCGCAAGAAGCACAACGACGCCGUCGCCGAGAUGGGCGAGCAAAUCGACCAGCUCAACAAGAUCAAGGCUAGGAUUGAGAAGGAGAAGGUGCAGUACUUCAGCGAGCUGAACGAUAUGCGCGCCUCGGUCGACCACCUCAGCAACGAGAAGGCGGCCCAGGAGAAGAUCGCCAAGCAGCUGCAGCACCAGCUGAACGAGGCCCAGGGCAAGAUCGAGGAGCUGACGCGCACCGUCAACGACUUCGACGCCGCCAAGAAGAAGCUCUCCAUCGAGAACAGCGACUUACUCCGCCAACUCGAGGAAGCCGAAUCUCAGGUCAAUCAGCUGUCGAAGAUCAAGAUCUCGCUCACGACUCAGCUCGAGGACACCAAGAGGCUGGCCGACGAGGAGGGACGCGAGCGCGCCACCCUGCUCGGCAAGUUCCGCAAUCUCGAGCACGACCUCGACAACAUCCGCGAGCAAGUGGAGGAGGAGGCCGAGGGCAAGGCCGAUCUCCAGAGGCAGUUGAGCAAGGCCAAUGCCGAGGCACAGCUGUGGCGCACCAAGUACGAGAGCGAGGGUGUCGCCAAGGCCGAGGAGCUGGAGGAGGCCAAGCGCAAGCUGCAGUGCCGCCUCGCCGAGGCCGAGGAGACCAUCGAGUCGCUCAACCAGAAGGUCAUCGCCCUGGAGAAGACCAAGCAGCGCCUGGCCACCGAGGUCGAGGAUCUGCAACUGGAGGUCGACCGUUGCACGGCCAUCGCCAACGCCGCCGAGAAGAAACAGAAGGCCUUCGACAAGAUCAUCGGCGAGUGGAAGCUCAAGGUCGACGAUCUGGCCGCAGAGUUGGACGCCUCGCAGAAGGAGUGCCGCAACUACAGCACCGAGCUGUUCAGACUGAAGGGCGCCUACGAGGAGAGCCAGGAACAGCUGGAGGCGGUGCGCCGCGAGAACAAGAAUCUGGCCGACGAGGUCAAGGACCUGCUCGACCAGAUCGGCGAGGGUGGACGCAACAUCCACGAGAUCGAGAAGGCCAGGAAGCGCUUGGAGGCCGAGAAGGACGAGCUCCAGGCCGCCCUCGAGGAAGCUGAGGCUGCCCUCGAACAAGAGGAGAACAAGGUGCUGAGAAGCCAGCUGGAGCUGAGCCAGGUGCGCCAGGAGAUCGACAGGCGCAUCGCCGAGAAGGAGGAGGAGUUCGAGAACACCAGGAAGAACCACCAGCGCGCCCUGGACUCGAUGCAGGCGUCGCUCGAGGCCGAGGCCAAGGGCAAGGCCGAGGCACUGCGCAUGAAGAAGAAGCUCGAGGCCGACAUCAACGAGCUCGAGAUCGCCCUCGACCACGCCAACAAGGCCAACGCCGAGGCCCAGAAGAACAUCAAGCGCUACCAGCAGCAGCUCAAGGACGUGCAGUCCGCCCUCGAGGAGGAGCAGAGAGCCCGCGACGAGGCGCGCGAGCUCUUGGGCAUCAGCGAGCGUCGCGCCAACGCGCUGCAGAACGAGCUCGAGGAGAGCCGCCAGCUGCUGGAGCAGGCCGACCGUGGCCGCCGACAGGCCGAGCAGGAGCUCGCCGACGCGCACGAGCAGCUGAACGAGCUCGCCGCCCAGAACGCCAGCAUCUCGGCGGCCAAGCGCAAGCUCGAGGCCGAGCUGCAGACUCUGCACUCGGACCUUGACGAGCUGCUGAACGAGGCCAAGAACAGCGAGGAGAAGGCCAAGAAGGCCAUGGUCGACGCCGCCCGAUUGGCCGACGAGCUCAGAGCCGAGCAGGAUCACGCCCAGAACCAGGAGAAGCUGCGCAAGGCCCUCGAGACGCAGAUCAAGGAGCUCCAGGUGCGCCUCGACGAGGCCGAGGCCAACGCCCUCAAGGGCGGCAAGAAGGCCAUCCAGAAGCUGGAGCAGCGCGUGCGCGAGCUCGAGAACGAGCUCGACGGCGAGCAGAGACGUCACGCCGACGCCCAGAAGAAUCUGCGCAAGAGCGAGCGACGCAUCAAGGAGCUGGCGUUCCAGGCCGACGAGGAUCGCAAGAAUCACGAGCGCAUGCAGGACCUCGUGGACAAACUCCAACAGAAGAUCAAGACGUACAAGCGACAGAUCGAGGAGGCCGAGGAGAUCGCCGCCCUGAAUCUCGCGAAAUUCCGCAAGGCCCAGCAGGAGCUGGAGGAGGCCGAGGAGCGAGCGGACCUCGCCGAGCAGGCGAUCGCCAAGUUCCGGACCAAGGGACGCGGUGGAAGCGCGGCUCGUGGACUCAGCCCAGCGGGCUUUGAUUUUGACGAGUUCGAGGAAAUCGACGAUGACGAGGAACAGCCACACCGAGCGAUGAACAAACCCCAGUUCGAUGGUUCCGCAUUCCCACCAAGGUUCGACCUCAUGCCUGACUCAGAUCUGUAACCGAGCCAUCGAUAACGCCAAGUAAAAAAGGAAAGAGAAGAGAGUGAAAAAAAAACAAACUCGCCCCAACAUCUCGAGUGUUAUUUAUUAAAUAAUAUUUUAAGAAUGAGAGUAUAUAUAAUAAUUUAAGCGUCAAUGCGUAUAAUAUAACGUCGUCGCAGUCUCAUCAUCUCACACAUCCAUAAAGAAGCAAAUAUUUACAAAAAAAAAAAAAAUAAUAAUGAUAAGGAUUAUUACAUUUGCAUACCGAUCGAAAAGGAUAUAUAAAAAAAAAAAAGAAAAAAA
Molecule: messenger RNA, 6852 nt
Organism: Trichogramma pretiosum
Lineage: Eukaryota; Metazoa; Arthropoda; Insecta; Hymenoptera; Trichogrammatidae
Gene: Mhc
Product: myosin heavy chain, muscle
Exons: 22
Coding region: 622-6567 (1981 amino acids)
Cellular component (GO): myosin complex
Molecular function (GO): ATP binding; cytoskeletal motor activity; actin filament binding
Source: RefSeq, a predicted model, not a curated record